CCCUGGCUCGGAACUCCGGGGGCAAGGAGACAGACUGGGAGGGAACCCCGAAAUUCUGAGGAGGUUUUCGGGUUCUAAUCGGGGAGGGCCGGAAAAGUUUCGGGGGUGGCGGGCUCACGGCGGCCUCUGGAAGCAACUAGGGCCUAGUCGAGCCCGGCCGCAGCGGGACCCAAGUGCGGGAGCUUCAAGUUCCUCCGAGGAGGUAGGGUCUGGGGCCGUGGCUGGAGCUGCUCCCCGGCAGUGCCCGGAUGGUUGAGGUCCAGACGCUGCUCCCUUCCAGCUGGGAAACCGGAAAAGGCAGCUCCACCCCAACGUGGUUUGGACUUGGAGCCUUUGUCAUUCUGAUGAGCGGUUUCGCUGUCCUCAAGCUUAUGAAACUGGAUCUUCAAGAAUUGGAGGUUUAUGCAGUUUGAGACCCGUCAGCGCUGUGCGGAGUUCAGAGUAAUAAGAGACAGAGAGGAACUUGAUACAGAUGAAUAUGAAGAAACCAAAAAGGAAACUCUGGAGCAACUAAGUGAAUUUAAUGAUUCACUGAAAAAAAUUAUGUCCGGAAAUAUGACUUUGGUAGAUGAACUAAGUGGAAUGCAAUUGGCUAUCCAAGCAGCUAUCAGCCAGGCCUUUAAAACCCCAGAGGUCAUCAGAUUAUUUGCAAAGAAGCAACCAGGUCAGCUUCGGACAAGGUUAGCGGAGAUGGAUAGAGACCUCAUGGUAGGAAAGCUGGAAAGAGACCUGUACACUCAACAGAAAGUGGAGAUUCUAACAGCUCUCAGGAAACUUGGAGAGAAGCUGACUGCAGAUGAUGAAGCCUUUUUGUCAGCAAAUGCAGGUGCUAUACUCAGCCAGUUCGAGAAAGUCUCUACAGACCUUGGCUCUGGAGACAAAGUUCUAGCUUUGGCAAGUUUUGAGGUUGAAAAAAACAAAAAAUGACAUGGUAUGGAAACCUGGGACAGUGAUCACAUUCCUUUUGUAAAUGGCAUUUUUCUUCUGGUAAUUUUGAGUCAUUGCUGGUAAUUUUGAGUCAUUGCAAAGAAAUCAAGAGAUUUUUGGAGUGCAUUAAUAACCUAAGAAAAAGAGACAGAAAAACAUACUUGUGGCUUCUGUUUAUGCUCUUCACCAUUGUGCUUUGUGUAGGGCUGUCUGCUUGAGUGAUCCUGGACUGGGGAGAUGAGGGCAUCACUAGACCUAUUCAUUAUGAUUUGUCUGUUUAAAAGAGAAUAGAAAAUAAUUUCCCUGACUUUUUUUUUUAAGGCUCUUUGUUUUUAGGUGCUGAUAGUAAAUGAAAAGAUGUGAACUAGUGGUUCAUUUUUGCUCAUAAUUUAUCCCCACUUGUUGGAGUGAAUAGUGUAGCAACAUUAACAGACCUCAUAUGUGUUCAUAGAAUUUUAGAGUCCUAAGUGAUAUUAGAAAUCAUUUUGUCUUACAAGUGAGAAAACCAAGUCUCAAAAACAGCAAGUGACUUGCUUAAACUCACAUCAGAGAGCUGGGGAUAAAAUUUGGGUGUCCAGAAUCUCAGCUUAGUGUCCACUGAAUUUUAUUUUUUAUUCUGUGAUGUCUUUAAAAAUAAUUAACACAUAUUUGUACAAGUCUGUGUUUAUAAAAAUUUGAUGUCCCAACAAAACGUCACUAAGAGACCAUUCCCUAGCCUGUAAGCUCUCCUGAUGAAUGGAGCCUAUUGUAUCUCUGAGUUUUGAGCUUGGAACAAUGGGAGCCCUGUUGAGAGUCUCCUGAAGUAACUUAACCUCCUGUGUUGUUUCACCAGGGAAGCAAUUGGAAGUGGCAGCUAGAGGCCCUCCCUGUGUGUGACCUCUUUGCUGAAACCCACUGGGUGGUAACUGCAAAUUACUGUUUACUAGCCAGUUUUUGGAGAAACAAAAUUCUGAGGAAAAGCAGGUUUCUCUCUGAGUGUUCCCAUCUCUCUGUAUGCUCAAGUGUAUAGAUUUCCCCAUAUGCAUGUAUGUUAGCUUCUUGCCUAGGCUCUGGCUACUUUAUAUUCUUUCAUGUGUUUCUCAGUAUUCUUUUUCUUUGCACUUUAUACAAAUGUAAAACAUUUUUAAAGCUUCAUAUAUACUGUAAAUUCAACUAGGUGCUCUGUCAACUGGACAGAUUAGGGGAACUCAGCUACAUUAAUGCCUUAUUUGGAACUGUAAAUGGGUAAUUUUUUAUAUAUUGGUUUAUGAUGGUUAAAAACUCAUUGAAAUUGUGACAAACCAAGAAAAAGCAAAUUACCUGCUCUUAUUCUAGGUCAAUCGUUAUUUCAUGAUUCUGUAUUUUUUGUUUUAACCGAGGUGAAAUUCACAUAACAUAAAAUUCACCAUUUUGAAGUGUACAAUUCAGUGGCAUUUAGUGUUACGCAAUCACCACCACUGUCUAGUUCCAAACCAUUUUCCUCACUCCUAAAUUAGAUCCCAUUACCUAUUGGCAGUUGCUCCCUAUCCCCUUCUAGCCCUGCAGCCACCACUAGUUUACUUUUUAUCUCUAUGGAUUUAUCUAUGCUGGAUAUUUCAUAUGAGUAGAAUCAUACAGUAUGUGACCUUUUAUGUCUGGCUUCUUUCAGUUAGCAUAAUAUUUUCGAGAUUAAGCCACAAUGUAGCAUCUAUCAGUACUUCAUUCCUUUUAACAGGUGAAAAUAUUCCCUUGCAUGGAUACCGUAUGUGUUUUUCCAUUUACUUCUUGAUGAACAUUUGGGUUUUUUCCACUUAUUGGCUAUUGUGCAUAAUGCUGCUAUUAAUAUUUGUGUGUAAGUAUUUGUUUAAAGACCUGUUUUCACUUCUUUUGGACAUUUAUCUAGGAAUGGAAUUGCUGUGUUGUUGUUUUAAGCCAUAGAAAGCUCUCUCCUUCCCCUCCAGUAGUAGGAUGAGGAAAAGUAGGAAUAUUUUUUAUUUGAUAGGGGCCUAGAUGAAUUUGGAGUCCUUAAUUUUGAUUUCCCUUAAACUUUCUAUAAGACCAACAAAGGUGAAAUAUUUUGUAAUUAACCACAUAAAUGUAUUCAUUUUGUAAGUAAUGACUAGUACUCACUUUAAAAGUAAUCUUCCUUUAAGAGGUCAAGUUGCAGUGCCUGGCAAGACACUGCCAGUCAUGGCCAUGUGACCUUUGAUAGAUUACUUCAUCUUCUUGAGCCUCAUUUUCCUCUUUUCAGUGGGGAUAAUAGGACCUACCUAGCACAUAGGAUUACUGUGCAUUCCCCUCUCUUCCUUAGUACAGAAAGAAGUUUUGCAUUGGAGUUAAUCCACCACUAAAAGUUCUUUCAAGGGCCAUAUGAUAUAUUUUGUUUCACAAAUUUGGUAUUCAGAAAAAUAAUUUGAAAAUUCUAUACAGCUAUAGUUAUUAAAUGACUUGCAAACUAUGUUUCCUGUUCAUGUUUUGCUAUAUUUAAUCUUCUAGUUUUUAAGACCUCUUGGGAGGUCUCAGACUGCAAUAACUCAUGCUGAGGCAGCUAACUUUUUUACAUCCUUGGGUCAAGCUAAUAUUUUAAUGAAAAUAGUUCUUGCAUUUUUCAAAGAAGUGGAGUUGAAGCAGAAGUAAAUUCCAAUGAGCAAGUGUCCAACUGAGCUGUUUAAUGAAAUCUAAUAAUUUAAAACAAUUCCUAUGUUUCAGUGUUUUGUUUUAUCCUGUGAGCGGUAAGAUAAGCAUUCUAGGUGGGUGGUAGAGGAAGAAAUCAAGAAAUAGAAUUGAGUUGUUCCCAAGAAGGAGUUGGAGUUGGGACAGAUGGAUUGUUAGACCUUUUAUUGAAAACACUCAACCAAAGAAUGGUUAUCUUGGGCAAAAGAAAAGACUGAAAACCCACCAUUGCUGUGGUAUCUUAUUACAGUGAAUGAUGGAUAAUUUUAAAUUAUUACAGAAAAAGAUAAACCCAGACCAUUUUGCCUAGAGCUUUUUUUUUUCUUU
Molossus molossus (Pallas's mastiff bat) is the source of this 3885-nucleotide messenger RNA. RefSeq names its product leucine zipper and CTNNBIP1 domain containing (gene LZIC). Gene Ontology annotation, cellular component: nucleus; beta-catenin destruction complex; cytosol. The coding region runs from base 403 to 927 and encodes 174 amino acids. Gene Ontology annotation, biological process: negative regulation of Wnt signaling pathway. Gene Ontology annotation, molecular function: beta-catenin binding. The record is from RefSeq and is a predicted model, not a curated record. The transcript is spliced from 7 exons. NCBI's taxonomy places the organism in Eukaryota, Metazoa, Chordata, Mammalia, Chiroptera, Molossidae.